This is a messenger RNA of Laccaria bicolor S238N-H82, 2227 nucleotides long. RefSeq lists its product as uncharacterized. The record is from RefSeq and is a predicted model, not a curated record. The coding region runs from base 1 to 2130 and encodes 709 amino acids. NCBI's taxonomy places the organism in Eukaryota, Fungi, Basidiomycota, Agaricomycetes, Agaricales, Hydnangiaceae. The transcript has 3 exons.
AUGGCACUGACACAGGCGGCCAUACUCCCAGGACCCUCUUGGGACGAAGAGGUCGUACCAGCUCUGCGCAAACGUCUGCAAAGCGAAAGCCGGACAUUGUCCAAGCGCAUGUCCGCUAUUUCUUUAUCAGAAGCCGACGAAUCACCCUAUCCCAACUACGACGAUUUUACCGUACGACAAAAGUCCUCUGUCAGCCCUGGUUCCCAAUCUAGCAGUAGACGUGGUGGCACUCGUCUGCAGCUUGCUUAUCAGCAGCCGGAUCGUAUGUCAUCCACAGCCACUCCCCGUGUCAAUGGCAGUAGCGCGGAUUCAUCAUCGUCAGCAAAGAACCAGAAGCCUUCUUCCUCAGAGUUCCAGCGUUCAAGGACUUACUCACAGCCUUUCACCACCGACCUACCCAACGGCAACGCUCGGCCAAAGCCUACCACUGCGAAAUCAUACGAUGCGACGCGAGCGCUGUCACCACGACCUGCCGACCUCAAACCUACACGAAUACCCGUGGCGUCCCGUGUGAGCUUGUCGAGCAAUGGACAUUCUCCUCCCCCACUGCCAUCUAACGGCUACAGUCCCUACUCGCCAACGCAGCAAUUUUAUCCUGAAUCAACAAGAAUUUUGCCAACUACCGUUCGUCUCAUGAACGAGUCCCCACCCUUCUCAUCCACCUCUUCGAUUAACUAUUCACAGAAUGGACAUGAAGAGUAUGAAAACGCUCCCCCGCGACAUUCAAACGACUCGGAGGAACGCCCUUUCGAACACUGGUAUCGGGGAGAGGUAUCGAGGAACGGCGGUGUAGGUGAGCUGAGAGUGGGUCGGAGGCAGGAGAUGCUAGAGAUCGCAAACUACGGACACACCCUUGCCAAGAAGAAGAAGCUGGCUUCAAAGGCGGUCAACCACGCAGAAGACUACCGUCGUCACCGUAAACGUGCGGACAGCAUUGCUGGAAUCACUAUCAAGGAGCGAGAACAGGAAAGCCUGUAUCUUGAUGACGAGCACGUCAACGAAGACGAAGUCGGUCAGGUGCUAGAUGAAAGUCCUCUGACUGACUUGGAUGGAGAAAUGUCGGAUCUGGCAUCAAAUACUUCCUCUCACCGACGGAGUGGGUACGAUCACAUUCCCGGGGUGGGGGAUAUAUCAACGACCGUUUCGGACCGCAGUGUUACUACCAAAAUACCUCCAUUACCUGCACUACAACAGCGGCCGCAGCAAAAUGGUCACUAUCCCCAUCCCACGCGGAUUCCUGGCCCCUCCUCACGACGCUCAUCAGAAUCCCGAGUGUCAACGCCAACACUUAAUACUUCCCGAGGGACGAAUAACUCUGCCGGGUCUCCGUCCCCACCGCCCCAAGCGCCGGCGCAGCAGACUCCGCCAACGAAGCAAGCUGGUGCACAACCACAGAUGUCCGUAAAUAAGCGAGGCGUGUCGCCAGCCUCGGCGUCUGCAUCCAAGAAGUCGCGGACAGCUGCGUCAAAAGCGACUAGGGCCAAGACCACGGCAGCGAGGAAGGAGCAGGAGGAUUUGGCGAAUAGGAAGAGUGUGGCUUAUUAUCCUAGUCCGGGAAGUGAGGGAGAUGAUGAUAUGGCGGAUGCUAUUCCUUCGUGGACGCAGCCGAAACUCAAAGAAGGGAAUUGGGAUGAGGUUGUAUUGCCUGUUGUUGCGCGUAAGAAAGGAUUAGACGACCAAUACGAGAAGGCGGAUGGAGGUCCACAACUAAAGAAGGCUGAUAACACAAUUGCACCUGUACUUGCCCUCGCUUUCUUCAAUCGCCAAUUCACUGACACAUUCGUUCCACAGGCUCCAGGUACAUUUGGGUACGACCACUCCAAAUACCGUCCACCACGUGACGGUGAAUCCAUACCCAUGGAUGAAUUUGGGCGACAGGAAGAUCCAGUUGACGAAUACGAGCAGACGGGCGACAAGUUUGAAGAACAGACGUUGCCGGACGAAUCGCGCUUGCCCAAAUGGCGUGCAUCUCCGCCCUCACCAGCGCCUUUCUCCCAAUACGCACCUCCAAGAGACAAGAAGACCACGAUCUUGCCUGCUAACCCUGUCAAUUCAGAAGUGGACAGGAUACCACAGCAUAUGGAGGAAGAGAAGGGCGCGGGGUGCUGUGCUGGUUGUGUGGUUAUGUGAUUCAUUUUGGAUGGACAAUCUAUCGGUUUCAUUCGACCUUUGUCUUUUCUGAGGGCAUUCGUACAUUGGAAAUUCCGGCGCCGUAAUUACGGCGAUC